Molecule: messenger RNA, 3490 nt
Organism: Pelobates fuscus (common spadefoot toad)
Lineage: Eukaryota; Metazoa; Chordata; Amphibia; Anura; Pelobatidae
Product: desmoglein-4-like
Exons: 16
Coding region: 111-3437 (1108 amino acids)
Biological process (GO): homophilic cell-cell adhesion
Cellular component (GO): plasma membrane; desmosome
Molecular function (GO): calcium ion binding
Source: RefSeq, a predicted model, not a curated record
CAACAUUUUAGUGAAAGAGCAACCAGUGGAAAACAUCGCUUUAGUCUAAAGGUGGAAGGAAAGUAGGCUUCCAUCAUUAAGAACCGUGUGUUAAGUAAAAGACAGAGGUGAUGGAUUGGCUGCUAUGUGCAAAGUUUGGUGCGUUCUAUAUUUUAAUGAUAUCUUUCCAGUGCAGCUGUCAUUGGAAUGUACAGGUAAAUCGUGGAAAGAGUGAUAAUGGCACAAUAUCAUGGGAAAACUUACAGCUUAAGAGGCAAAAACGUGAAUGGAUUAUACCAGCAGUAGUUAUGAGAGAAGGAGAGGAUAACAGACACAGAAACCCAAUUGCAAAGGUCCACUCAGACAUACAGGAAAUUAAGGCAAAUAUAAGGUACACAAUGACCGGACCAGGUGUAGAUCAACCUCCAUUUGGCGUAUUUGUGAUGGACCCAAGAAAUGGAAAUUUGAAUGUGACUGGCAUGAUUGUUGAUCGUGAGCAGAUUCCAGUAUUUUUUCUAACUGUGUAUGCUCAAACUGCUACCGGACACAAUGUCGAGAAACCUCUUGAGUUGCGGGUCAGAGUAAUGGACAUCAAUGACAACGCACCGAUAUUUUCCCAAACUUCUUUUGUUGGUUCAGUAGAAGAGCGAUCAAGAGCAAAUACUUUGGUUAUGCAAAUGUUUGCUUCAGAUGCAGACGAAGCAGGUACUUUGCAUUCUCAGAUUGCCUACAAAAUACUUUCCCAGACUCCUGCUCAACCACCUAUGUUUAUUAUGAAUCAGUUCACUGGCGAGCUCUUCACAAUGAGUGAUUUUCUUGAUAGAGAGCAAUUCAGCAGCUAUAGCAUUUCCGUUUUGGCAUCUGAUAUGAAUGGAGGUGCAGGAGGUCUGGCAGGACAAUGCAGUUCUAGCAUUCAAAUCCUGGAUGUAAAUGAUAACUUCCCAACACUUGAGUUUGAUUCGUACUCAGUUGAAUUUAUGGAAAAUAUGAUAGGUACAACCAAUUUAAGGAUAAAAGUAUUUGAUGCUGACGAAAUGUAUUCAGAUAACUGGAUUGCAGUGUAUAACAUUGUCUCAGGAAAUGAAGGAGGCUGGUUUGCAAUAGACACGGACUCUCAAACUAAUGAAGGAAUUCUGAGAAUUGUUAAGGCCCUAGAUUAUGAAGCUAUGCAGUCCCUCAAUCUUGGUUUUAUGGUGACCAACAGAGCAGCUUUCCAUUCAUCUGUUAUAUCUGAAUUCAAGGCCCAGGCAACAAGCAUUGUUGUAAAUGUGCAGAAUGUAGUCGAAGGCCCUGUAUUUGUCCCCUCAGUCAUGAGAAUAAAUAUACCAGAAGGCCUUCGUGGACAAGCAUUACUUUCAUAUAUAUUGGCAAGAAUGCAAGCUAUUGAUAUGGACACAGGCAAACCUGCUACAAAUAUUAGGUAUUGGGUAGAGGAUAGAUACAACUGGUUCAGUAUUGAUUCUACUACUGGUGAGGUGAGAUUAAAUCAUGAUAUAACAACAAACACUGGAACAGGAGGAAACUACACUGCAACAAUCUUUGGAGAAAGUCCUGAUUUACCAAAUCGACCUGCUAACGCCACAGUUAUCCUUACUAUGCCCAGAGCAAAUGAUAACUGUCCCGUGGUUACUAAUGAAUGGCGCCAAACAUGUACUAAGGAUAUGAGGGUUGAAAUCCAGGCCUAUGAUAAUGACACAGCCCCAAAUGGUCCUCCUUUUACAUUUAAUUUGCAGCCUACCCCAAAUGAUUGGAGAAUGGAAAGAAUAAACGAUACAAGUGUGGCUUUGGUAGGAGUUGUUGGAUCAAGCCCCCGUAAUGCCACUUUGAACAUGAUUGUCUUAGAUAAUGGUAACCGAAGCUGCCCUCUGCCAGUUUCCCUGAGAAUUCAAGUUUGUGACUGUGAACCAACGGGCACUUGCAUUGCAUCACCAAGGACAAGCAAGAGUGUAUCAUUAGGUCCAGCUGCAAUUGGUCUUAUGGUGCUUGGAUUCUUGGUACUUUUAUUGGCUCUACUGCUCUUACCAUUGUGCCUAUGUGGGUCUGCAGCAGCAGCAGCAUCUACAUUUGUUCCUGUGGCAGCUGGAUAUGACGAGGCCUGUCGUCCGUGGGGAACCGAAGGAGCCACACCUGAGGAUGUGGAUAUGACUACCACUCUUAUAACUUCUGGUGGUCCAGAAUACCCAGAAGUAUUUACAACUAACACCCUGGUUGGAGCUGGCACUGGAGGAGGAGGUGGAGGACACAGUGGAGGACUAGGAGGAAUAGGAGUAGGAAGAGCAGGAGUACUAGGAGCAGGAGCAGGAGUAGGAGGAGGAGGAAGAGUAAGCACAGGAAAUGAAACCUAUGUAACUGGAGGAGGACGAGACAUAUAUGACGAGAGAAUGAUGGGAGGGAGUAACAUAGAGGAAUCACUUGCUGGAGUUCUUUACCCAAAUAGUGGCCCUGUCAACAUGGCAUAUGUUGAAAAUUAUUUUGCAGAGAAAGCAGAUGCAUAUGGCAAUGAAGAUGAGAGCCGACCUGCAAAUGAUUGCCUGCUUAUUUAUGAUAAUGAAGGGAUUGGAAGCCUUGCUGGAUCUAUUGGUUGUUGUAGUUUUAUUGCCGAUGACUUGGAUGAUGAUUAUUUGGACACUUUAGGGCCAAAAUUUAGAACCCUUGCUGAAUUAUGCAUUGGUCAAGAAAUUGGACCAGGGUUAAGUGAGGAAGAGCCAAGGGUAUUUAUUAAUGUUCCAGUAGUCGAAACGGAUACCACUAUAAGGUCAGAAAAUUCUACUUUGGUUACCCGUGGAAGUACUUCUGUGCCUGCAGGUAACACUACUUAUGUAACUGAAAGCACAUACUCAUCUUCUAACCUUCAACCCGCUAGGCCUAUACCAGAUUCAUUUAUUCCUGGUAAUGUACUAGUAACUGAGACCUACACAACAACUGGUGCCUCUAUGCAACCUCCCACAUAUAUUGUUGAACCAAGGAAUCAGCCUGGAAUUGUGGUAACAGAAAGAGUUGUUAGACCUACUUCCGUAGUGCGAGAGAUACCAAGUGGCUCAAAUGUAUUUGUGACUGAAAGGGUUGUGCGUCCUGUUUCUGUAGCACAUGAACUUCGAGAUUUGCCCAAUCUAGUAGAAAGCUCAGAUGUCGUACUUAGUGAGAGAGUACUAGGCUCUAGCAAUGCAAGAAUGUCCAACGCAUUCAGCUUCCAAGAUAUAAGUGAAGCACAGAAUGUUGUUGUUACAGAGAGGUUCGUACAGCCUGCCUCCAAUGCUCAAAGUAAUUUUAGCUUUCAACCUGAUAUGAGUAGAGGCCAAAAUGUAAUUGUAACAGAAAAAACUGUAAUGUCUGGUUCAGGCAUGCAAAACCACUUGUUAAGUGCUGAGCCCUUGCUAACACAGGCCAUUGGCUCCACAUCCCCAAGUCUAACACGCAGUAAGGUGACAAAGUAUAGCACAGUUGAAUACACCAAGUAACAAAGCAUUUAGUAUGGUUAUCUAUGGAUUUGAAGUCAAUAAAGUUCCCAUAU